Babesia bovis T2Bo is the source of this 3037-nucleotide messenger RNA. Its product is annotated as 6-cysteine (G). Lineage: Eukaryota; Apicomplexa; Aconoidasida; Piroplasmida; Babesiidae. The coding region runs from base 33 to 3005 and encodes 990 amino acids. The record is from RefSeq and is a predicted model, not a curated record. The transcript has a single exon.
GUCAAAUAAGGCGCGCCAAUAUAAUAAUUUUCAUGUUCGUUACAAUGUCAUCUCUUCGUAUUUUGAGCUCACAAGCCACUAAGUUGGUGUUAUAUGUAAUAAGUGCUUUAAUAUCAUUGGUGAUUAAUACUAAUGUAUGUUCUGCUGAUGUGGUACAUGAUUUUAUGGACGAUCCUGCCAUUACAAACUUUGCAGCUGUUAUCUGUGUACUUAACUCGCACAACGAUAGGUUUGUGUCCAUAAGUUGCCCCGAUAGAGUAGGAGAUGUGAAUUAUACAUGGCAUCCUAGGUCAUCAAAUGAUUCUUACAUCGAGCGAAACGCCUAUAUAAGCAGUCAACAUGGCUUGGAAACACGCCCAGUAUCAGAGAUAAUAAUUAGCGAGAGCGUUGCACCUAUAUGGAUCUUCGAUAGGGGGAUAAAUUCAACCUCCUUCAAUAUUUACGUUCAGAGAGAUGAGCAUUAUAUAAUGACUGAAAACAGGUUGAUGUUACUUUGUGGCCCAGUAGAUUUAGAACUCACACCUACGUUAGUAUCAUACUUGACUAAUACUGUAGAUUUGGAUCAUUCACAUACCAUCCGAAGAAACACUUAUUCUUCAUUAACAAGAGCUUUGGAUAAGUAUAGUUCAGGGAUUGGUGUUGUAUAUCUACGCCGCAAUAGUUUUCAUCAUCCACUUAUGGGUUGUGGUAGUAGAGCAUCACCUCUCUUUAGGAAUCCGAAUGAUGUCAUUAUAGAUGAAGCAACAGGGUUACGUACAUGUGUGGUCGACCCAAUGUCUACAUUACCUAUAGGAUUUCUCUGUGAAGGAGAAAUAGAACCACCAGAUUGUUUUAGAUAUUUAAUUAGCGACAAUAAUUACGUACACCAUCCACUUGUACAUCGGUAUAUGACCGCUUAUAAUGAUACUUUGCUUAUUGUUCAGCCAUUUGUUUAUCUGGCCUCACCGCUCAUAGAAGGUUAUUGUGUUUGCAGGGAUCGUGUGAAUUCCGAAGUUGUCGCUAAACUUAUAGUAAAACCCCGUUAUGAAUAUGUUUGCGAUAUCAAUAAUAUGCUAAUGAAAAAUCGAUUAAAAUACAUCCGACAUUUCUGGUGUUCUUUCGUUCUUCACCCCGGGAGCAAUGUUACUAUAAAAUUCCCAGCUGAUUCUGAUAUUAUAUUAGAUGAUGACGGAGACGAACAAAUAGAAUUGAAAGAUGAUACACCACCUAAUUUAUUUUAUACAACCUUUAAUCCAAGUAGUUUGAGAAAGUUACGUAUUCUGGGUAGUAGUAAGUGGAACAACCACGUACUUAAAAGGCAUUACAGUGAGAAAUUAGCUGGUGAUGCACUCACGUUAGAUGUAUCUAAUGCUAGAAAAGGAGUUGUAAAGUUAAGCUAUGAUAUUAACAAACCAUUAACAAUGAUAGGAAGUUACGAUUCACUUUGUUUCUAUUGGCGUUUGUUGCCUCGUGUCAAUUAUCCGUUUGAACAUAUAUUUGCCACCAUUAGAAUUACUUUAUCCUUGACCCACCCAUAUGAUGUUGUUGGUUGUGAAACCGGGGAAAUGAGAAUUUUUGAUCCUCAGUCGGCCAGGAGAAGGUGCGUAUGGAAAUCAUAUACUGGUAUUCGACGUUUUUAUCGUCAAUGCAUCAUUCACCACAAUUCGGGUGUAAUUCGAACGGGCAUAUAUUGCAAACCUGGUGAGAUGCUGAUGCCACCAAAUUGUUCAGAGAGUGCGUUCGAUCUCUCUACGGGAGGAUCACUGCCUUGGCCACCAUCUAUCACCAACAUGCAUAUGAGAAAGGUCGAUGGUCUCCAAAUGUUUAAAUUUACAAUAAAUCCAAUUGAAGUAUUUAGUUUGAGUUGUAAUUGCAUCACCGAUAGAGGCAUCGCAACAUCUCAAUUGAUUUUGGAAUCAACCUAUCAUGAACACAAUGUUUUGUUAAUUAGACCACUUUUUUCAGCACAGAGAAACGAACGACAGAUAUAUGUUAAUAAAUCAGACAUUAUUUAUGAUCCUUCUCCUUCUGAUGACUUUUUAGUAAGUAUAAAAGUGAAUCAUGAAGGCAGAUCAAUUAGCCCCGGAAAUACAUAUAGUUAUGAAUGUCGAUAUGUAUAUGGGAGCGCAUUAUCGAGAGAAUGGUCUAGCAUUUUUGGACAGCGUUAUAUAGAAGGAUCGAAUUCAUGGCUGCCUAGAAACUUAAGAUGGAGCUAUUUCGAAAAAAUACGCCGCGGAUCCACAUAUCAUCUACGCGGAGUCAACUAUAACGAAUACAUUACCGGUGAAAAAAAUACACUGGUUGUUAAAAUAAAGAAGAAUAUCGGCGAAGACAACGAAAUUCUUGAAUUUAACUACCGUUCUAGUGGCAUAUUGAUAUCUAAAGACCCCAACAAUGCGAAUUCACUAUCUUUCCAUUAUCUAUGUGGCCUCCGACCAGAUGUGGGAUAUGGAUUGGUAGAUAGGAUAUCAGAGGUUGACAGGGAGCGGCUAAACAUAACUGACCUCCGUUAUCCUAGUGGUACAUACAAACUGUUAGAGAUGGUCGUAGUCACAACUGAUCCAUAUGUCCAUGGAUGUGGUGUCACAUUCACUGGUGAAGAAAUAUUCAAACCAGAUACCGUGCAUAUCACUGAUGCAAAUGACGGUUCAUCUGGGUGUCAGGUGGACCUCAGUGAACAUCGAGAGUGUGGUUUUUACUGCCCGCCUCCCUACGUCAUUGACCCUCCAUUAUGUUUCCAGGAGGUAUUAGUAGAUGGAGUUGUGACUCAGCUCAGUGACAUUAGCGACUCCAUGGUAUACCACAAGUCAACUCACUUUUCUUUGUUAAGUCUACAUCAUUCCCACAAGCAAUCCAACCAAGAGCCAAAGAUGUCUCCUCCUUUGCAAUGUCGUUGCCUUUCUAUAACCGGUGAAGUUAUUUCUACGAUCAACAUAGUGAACUACUACUCAAAUGAUUCGUUCAAAAGACCCAAGGGUCUUAUGCGAGUCUAUCGUCAUAUACUAGACGAGUUGUUUGGGCAAUAACCCAACCAUGAAGGUGACCCAAUUCGUGCAAC